Talaromyces stipitatus ATCC 10500 is the source of this 1455-nucleotide messenger RNA. RefSeq names its product cartenoid oxygenase, putative. The transcript has 12 exons. Gene Ontology annotation, biological process: carotene catabolic process. Gene Ontology annotation, molecular function: carotenoid dioxygenase activity. The coding region runs from base 1 to 1455 and encodes 484 amino acids. The record is from RefSeq and is a predicted model, not a curated record. NCBI's taxonomy places the organism in Eukaryota, Fungi, Ascomycota, Eurotiomycetes, Eurotiales, Trichocomaceae.
AUGGUUAAAGUCCAUGCCCAUUACGACGACUUCGCUGCGGUGUCACAGCCUUUCAGGGCAGAUGCUGAGAUUGAAGAUGUGGAGAUUGAAGGAGAAAUUCCCAAGGAACUGGAUGGGACCUUCUAUCGGGUUUUGAUGGAUCCUUAUUAUGAUCGAGACUAUUACCUUAGUGGUGAGAAGUCAACUCCGUUCGACGGCGACGGAAGCAUCAGCGCAUUUCGGGUAAAGGACGGCAAGGUGCCAUUCCAGCAGCGAUAUGUGAUGACAGAGCGUCUGGUCGCGGAAAGAAAGGCCGGUGCUUCUCUGUUUAGCAUGCUCAGAAGCCCUUUCUCGCACCACCCCUGUGUCCGCGCAGUGGCUGAUACACCAGCCAACACGAACGUAAUUUUGCAUGCCGGAAAACUUCUGGCACUAUGUGAACAUGGGCCAGGAUAUGAGUUGGAUCCUCACAGCCUCCGUACGAUUGGCCACGACAUUUUUCCUGGGCAGAUCCAUCCAAACCUACCUUUUACUGCCCAUCCCCAUGUUGAUCCGGACACUGGUGAUCUUAUUGCCUUCGGCUAUGGGAUGAGAGGUUUAGGCACUCCGCAAAUUACGGUUUAUUCGAUUGAUCAGAAUGGAAAAUUGAACUUCCAACGCGACUUUAAAUUUCACGAGGAGAAUGGAGGCAUUAUUCAUGAUUGUGCUAUUACAAAAAACUACAUUAUUCUCAUGAGAAUGCCUUAUAUUGUGGAUCUAAAGGAUAUCGAGAAAAAAGGGAACCAUCAAUGGUACUAUAAUGAAAACUGCCCGGCAUGGUUUGGAGUAAUCCCACGUAAUGGACACGGAGAAGUACGCUGGUUCAAAUAUCGAAAUUGCAUGGCCAUCCAUACUGGUGCUUCUUGGGAGGAGAAUGGAAAGAUUUAUUUUGAUGCAUCUGUUGCAUCUCACAAUGCCUUUUCAUUUCUCCCAUGUAGGAAUGGUCCCAAUUCGCCCCCAGAGGAGGUCACAGUUACCUAUGUGAAAUGGUGUAUUGACCCUAAUAGUGCGUCAAAUGUAUUGUCUGAUCCAGAGGUUCUAGUAAACAUUCCUUGUGAAUUUCCCCGUGUCGAUGAGAGAUUCCUCACCAAAAAGUCUCGGAUCACCUUCCUGGAUUGUUUCAAACCCGACGCCGGGAAAUCGGCUCAACUAUAUCAAGGCCUUAAUGCAUUAGCACGUGUUGACUAUGAAACUCAUGUGGUGGAGUUCUUCGUUCCCGGACCAGAUUGUCUUGUCCAGGAACCAGCAUUCAGCCCUCGCUCCCCAGACGCAGAAGAGGGAGACGGAUUUCUUAUUACCAUGGUAGACAAUAUGGCGCUUCACCGGAAUGAAGUGAUUAUUCAAGAUACACGAGAUUUCCAGAAAGUGGUGGCUAAGAUCAUCCUGCCGUUCCGUUUGUCUCUGCAUAACAUAAACUUCAUUCCCAUGGCAUCCUAA